Messenger RNA from Rhinichthys klamathensis goyatoka, 1008 nucleotides. It is a transcript of the gene nqo1, whose product is annotated as NAD(P)H dehydrogenase, quinone 1. Gene Ontology annotation, molecular function: NAD(P)H dehydrogenase (quinone) activity. The record is from RefSeq and is a predicted model, not a curated record. The coding region runs from base 80 to 907 and encodes 275 amino acids. Gene Ontology annotation, cellular component: cytosol. NCBI's taxonomy places the organism in Eukaryota, Metazoa, Chordata, Actinopteri, Cypriniformes, Leuciscidae. The transcript has 6 exons.
AGGAUUAUAAGAGCAGCUCAUUCACAAAACACAAGACUUUCUCUCUUCAUCUGGUGCAGAAUUGAAGAUUGCAUGAGAAAUGGCACAGAAGACAGCACUGAUGGUGUAUGCCCACCAGAGUCCCGUCUCCUUCAACGCUGCUGCGCGGGACGUCGCUGUCGAGGCUUUGACGAAGCAAGGCUAUAAAGUCCUUGUGUCGGAUCUCUAUGCUAUGAGCUUUAAAUCCUCUGCUACUGCAGAUGAUAUCAAGGGUGAUCUGAAGAACCCUGAGCACUUUGUGUACAAUGAGGAGAUGAUGACGGCGUGGCAGGACGGGCGAUUGAGCGACGACGUUUCAGAAGAACAACACAAGCUGGAGCAAGCGGAGCUGGUGAUCUUUCAGUUCCCUCUCUACUGGUUUAGUGUGCCUGCCAUCAUGAAGGGCUGGAUGGACCGAGUCUUAACUCAAGGAUUUGCCUUCACCCUGCAGAAGAUGUACGACAACGGCAUUUUUAAGAAUAAGAAGGCCAUACUUUCAUUCACCACUGGGGCAACAGAGUCCAUGUUUCUGGCCGACGGCGUUCAUGGAGACAUCAAUGUUCUCCUUUGGCCUUUACAGAACGGAGUGCUGCGCUUCUGUGGGUUUCAGGUCCUCGCUCCUCAGAUCUUCUGGUGUCCGGCGCACUCGCCAGCGGUUGUGAGAAGCCAAAUGUUGGACGCGUGGCGGGAAAGGCUUCAUGGCGUGUUUGCGGAAAAGCCUCUGUCCUUCGCUCCCACCGAUCACUUUGACCUCAGUUUCCAAGGAGGAUUUCGUCUUCGGCCGGAGGUCAGAGAGAAGUGUGUGUCUCUCACUCAUGGCAUCACCACAGCUCAUCAUCUAGGAAAACCACUUCCUCCAGACAACCAGACCAAAGCUAAAGACAGCUAAAGGAUCCAGCGAGACAGCGCUAGUUACUCGUGCAAAGAAUCGUUAGCAGAAUGAGGAAGUUUUAAGAGAAAAAUGCUUGAGAUUAUAAUAUCAGCCUGUCA